This is a messenger RNA of Micropterus dolomieu (smallmouth bass), 1844 nucleotides long. It is a transcript of the gene moxd1l, whose product is annotated as monooxygenase, DBH-like 1, like. Bases 94 to 1713 code for a protein of 539 amino acids. The record is from RefSeq and is a predicted model, not a curated record. Lineage: Eukaryota; Metazoa; Chordata; Actinopteri; Centrarchiformes; Centrarchidae. Gene Ontology annotation, biological process: dopamine catabolic process; octopamine biosynthetic process; norepinephrine biosynthetic process. The transcript is spliced from 14 exons. Gene Ontology annotation, molecular function: copper ion binding; dopamine beta-monooxygenase activity. Gene Ontology annotation, cellular component: secretory granule membrane.
UCCUACAAGUCCUUAGCCCGCAUUUUUCGUACAAGAAAAAAACAACUGUCAGGGGAAACUGGAGCAGAAAGAGCAAGGGCAUCGGACCAUACCAUGCCCUUCAUGGAGUAUCUGGACCAGGACCGUUUGGUCUGCCUGAUGUGGGGCUUUGAUAACCUGGAAGGGAACAUUACAUUCGAACUGGUAGUUAACACAACAGGCUGGGUGGGCUUUGGCCUCAGUUCGAAAGGAGACAUGGAUGGGGCAGAUAUUGUCAUGGGAGGAUUUGGACCCAGUGGAAGCUACUUCAAAGAUUAUUACGCCACAGGAGACACCAUGCCUUUGGUGGACAAGCAGCAGAGCUACACUCUCCUCUCCCUGACAGAAAGUGAAGGUCAAACCAUUGUAAAAUUUGCAAGGUCCAUUCAGUCAUGUGAUGACCAAGACUUCCAAAUCACUGCUGAACCCAUUAAACUGAUCUAUGCCUAUGGACUAACAGAUGUGAUCAGUUACCAUGGGGCUCGUAGAGGCACCAAGGAAGUCAACCUGCUGAACUAUAUGCCCAGAACGACCUUAACCGAAGUCAGCUAUCUCAGAGCCAGAGUGGACAAUAUCACUAUCCCUCCCAAUAAUACCUACUACCACUGCAAGGUCAUGAAGUUUCCAACCUUAAAUACUAAACAUCAUAUAUAUCAGGUUGAUCCGGUGAUUGAGCACCAUGACAUCGUUCAUCACAUCCUGCUGUACCGCUGCCCCUCUGAUGUGAUGGAACCGUACGACAAGCCGUGCUACAUGGGCGACAUCGGAGAUUCGUGCUUUGGGGUGGUGGCUACGUGGGCAGUGGGAGGAGGGGUAUAUGAGCUCCCAGAAAAUGCCGGUAUUCCUAUAGGAGGUGAGGACAGUGAUGUAUUCUACAGGCUGGAAAUUCACUACAACAAUCCAAACAGCGAAGCAGGUAGGACAGACAGCUCAGGACUGAGACUGUACUAUACAGCUCAACUCCGGCAGCAUGAUGUGGGCAUCCUGUCCACGGGUUUGCUGACACAUUUGCAGUACAACAUCCCUCCAAAAGCCUCUGAAUUCCACUCCUACGGCGUUUGUAAUACCUCUGUCUUUUCUCAGUUUGUGAAUCCUGUGCCCGACCUUCAAGUGUUCGCUGUGCUUUUGCACACUCACUUGGCUGGGAGGAAAGUCAGAGUUGGCCACUACAGAAAUGGAAGGCAGAUAGGCUUCUUGGGUGUGGAUGAAAACUACAACUUUGAGAUGCAGCAGAUGAUUAAUUUGGGAAACAUCAAGACCAUCAAGCCGGGUGAUGAGAUUGCAGUGGAGUGCACCUACAGUACUACCAAUCGCACCAAAGUCACUAUGAUGGGGUUAGCAACUACUGAUGAAAUGUGCCUGGCCUUCCUAUUCUACUACCCUGCAAUCAAGAUCACCACAUGUGUUAGCUACCCAGAUACGAAAUCAUCGAUGAACACAAGCUACCAGAUGACAACUUCCAACAAGGAUGGAAUUGCUGAGUAUGAGAGUUUGUUAAAGACCCUACCACAGCAUCAGAUAAUCAUGGAUGACUUUAACAACAUCUCAUCUUACAGAAAUGGAAAGAUCAGGGAGAUGAUGAAGACACCGACUGUCACUUGUCAGAAUACCAAUGCGUCAAGCAGACUCUGUACUUCCUGGGUUGUGAACCUACCAGAAAUCACACUUUUGAUACUCUGGAUGGCAAUAAUAUGACGUGGCUCUAAACGCAACAGAUCUAAACCUUCCGGGCUUAAUUGAUAAAAUCUCUAUCUCUAUUAAAAUUUCUAUUAAUUGUUAAUCACAGAUCAGGUGGCAUAUUAUUUGGCAACAGUAUUGAUUAUCAC